GCGAAAGUGUUGGCUGUGUGCAUUUCCCCCUCGCUCCAACGUUGCUUCAUCGUCCACACGUCGUGCCUUGCCUUGCUUCCAUGAUGAUGUUUGCUGUGCGUGCUGUCGCUCGUGGCACCGGUGCUCCCGUGCGCCGCAUGCUGUCUUCCACAGCCAGCGCCAAGUCUGUGCUGCCGAUGGACUGGCAAGAUGCGUUGAACCUGGAUGACCAGCUCACCUCGGAUGAGAAGAUGGCCCGUGACAUGGCCCGUUCCUACUGCAAGGAGAAGCUGCUGCCACGCGUCGUCUCCGCAUACCAGGAGGAGAGGUUUGACCGCGAGAUCAUGAACGAGAUGGGCGAGCUUGGUAUGCUUGGCUCCACCAUCGAUGGCUACGGCUGCGCGGCCAUGUCCUACGUCGCCUACGGUCUUCUCGCGCGAGAGGUCGAGCGCAUCGACAGCGCUUACAGGUCUGCCAUGAGCGUGCAGUCGUCGCUCGUGAUGUUCCCCAUCAACGAGUUUGGCACGGAAGCGCACAAGGAGAAGUACCUCCCCCGUCUUGCGACGGGCGAAAUUGUGGGCGCGUUUGGGCUGACGGAACCGAACCAUGGGUCUGACCCCGCGGGUAUGGAGACCAAGCUCACAAAGGUUGAUGGCGGCUUCCUCCUCAACGGCACCAAGACUUGGAUCACGAACUCGCCUGUUGCGGAUGUGUUUGUCGUCUGGGCGAAACUCGACGGCAAGAUCCGCGGCGUCAUUCUCGAGCGCGGCAUGGCUGGUCUUGAGACGCCCAAGAUUGAGGGAAAGCUCUCCCUCCGCGCCAGCGUCACGGGUCAAAUUGUGAUGGAGGAUGUGUUUGUUCCCGAGGAGAACAUGUUCCCCGAGGUGACCGGGCUCAAGGGCCCAUUCUCCUGCCUCAACAACGCCCGUUACGGUAUUGCCUGGGGCGCUCUCGGCGCUGCUGAAUCGUGCCUCGAGAUGGCGCGGGAGUACACGCUUGACCGGAAGCAGUUUGGGCGCCCACUCGCUGCGAACCAGCUGAUGCAGCUGAAGAUGGCUAACAUGCUCACGGAGAUUAGCAUCGGCCUCCAGGCCUGCCUUCGCGUCGGCCGCCUCAAGCAGGAGCGCGGCGUGUUUGCGCCUGACCAGGUGUCGCUGAUCAAGCGCAACAGCUGCGGCAAGGCGCUGGACAUUGCGCGCGUUGCUCGCGACAUGCUCGGCGGUAACGGCAUCUCCGGCGACUACCACAUUAUCCGCCACAUGAUCAACCUCGAGACCGUCAACACUUACGAAGGGACGCACGACAUCCAUGCACUCAUCCUCGGCCGCGCCAUCACGGGCCUGCAGGCGUUCAAGCCAGAGUGAAGCGACUGAAUUCAGUCCACAAAAUGAGCAAUAAAAGUGCAUUGAA
Molecule: messenger RNA, 1389 nt
Organism: Salpingoeca rosetta
Lineage: Eukaryota; Choanoflagellata; Craspedida; Salpingoecidae
Product: glutaryl-CoA dehydrogenase
Exons: 12
Coding region: 81-1343 (420 amino acids)
Biological process (GO): fatty-acyl-CoA biosynthetic process; fatty acid beta-oxidation using acyl-CoA dehydrogenase
Cellular component (GO): mitochondrial inner membrane
Molecular function (GO): fatty-acyl-CoA binding; flavin adenine dinucleotide binding; glutaryl-CoA dehydrogenase activity
Source: RefSeq, a predicted model, not a curated record